This is a messenger RNA of Lodderomyces oxycetoniae, 1182 nucleotides long. It is a transcript of the gene UME7, whose product is annotated as DNA-binding transcriptional regulator. The transcript has 2 exons. The coding region runs from base 1 to 1182 and encodes 393 amino acids. Gene Ontology annotation, biological process: regulation of DNA-templated transcription. The record is from RefSeq and is a predicted model, not a curated record. Lineage: Eukaryota; Fungi; Ascomycota; Pichiomycetes; Serinales; Debaryomycetaceae. Gene Ontology annotation, molecular function: zinc ion binding; DNA-binding transcription factor activity, RNA polymerase II-specific.
AUGUCCAAGGUAUCUAGUGUACCUGUAGAGAGUUAUAUUCGGUAUUCUAGUCCCAUUUGGAGACAAAGCGUCUCUGAGAAUACUUCGGGACUCCUUGAUUCAGCUUCGUUUAGUGCCAUCGAUACGCCAACUAAAGUGAACUAUCCUCUGUUGUUGAACAGCUCAAUAAUGAGUCAGCAGCAUGUUAGAAUUAUAAAUGAGCAUAUGGUCCCACGUAGAAAGAGCGAAGAGCUUUCUACUGGACUCAAGGGCAAUUCUUGCUUGCAAAAUUUGGAGUUGAUCGAUAGCUCACCGCUUACUUUAUACAAUGUCAAGGGCUGGAGGCCAGAAACAGAAAUCUUGUCCGAUUGUCGGAAUCAAGACGAAUUGAUCAAAGCUAAGGAUGUUUACAGAAACAUAUAUGAAACUAGUCCCCUCACUGCAAGCUUGAGCUCGAAAUCAACGAGAUCUUCAACUAGUGUUAAAGCUCAACUUAGUGUCAUAAAAAGGUUUAAUAAGGAAAUAACAACGAUAAUGCCAUUUCUGCUGCCAAGUAUAGAGCAAGAACAUGAGCAUGAACAAGAACAAGAAAAUGAGCACGAGGAGGUCGAGGUCGAGGUCGAGGAUCUUUAUCCAAGGAAAAUUGAUUCUUUUCAAGAUAGGCUCACAAAAGUGGAUCUGUCAAUAAUGAAAAUCAGUCUGGUAAUAAAUUCAGAAAGUAAAAGUGGUUGUGGCAGCGGCGGCGGCGGCGGUGAUGUUGCUGCUGCUGAGCUGCAACAACUAAAUAGAGCUGUUACCUCUACUCCAACCUCAAAUUCAACAACCUCAAAUUCAGCAACCUCAAAUUCAAGUCAUCAGUCAAAAAAGAAUUCGAUAAAACAGCUUGAUUCUUUAUCCUUUGGAUAUCCAGUAACCUUGAAUAUUCUGCGACUGAGGUGCCCUGAAGAAAGACCCAUAUGUAGUCAAUGUAUUAGAUUGAACUUGAACUGUGAUUACUCAAUUGAGCGACCACCUUACAUGGACAAGGGUCAUUUGCACAUAGCGAAACUCGAAGAAAUCAGAGCACUUACAGGGAACGUGAAAAAAUCUAAUUUACGUGAAAUGUACACGAAACGGAAACGCCAAUUGACAACAUCAACAACAACAACAACAACAACAAUAACACCUGAAAAGAGAGGAAGUGAUCAUUUUCAUCAGAAUUGA